AGGAAGUAGCAGAGUAGGGAAGAACGGACAAGGAAAGUGAGGGCUUAAAUAUUUUAAUUAAUAUAUUUAAUAGUUUAGUUUAUAAAAAUGAAAAUGAUAAUAUUAAAAAGUCUAGUAGUACUUUCCCGGUCUUCCUUUUAACAAGUCUAACCCCUUCGUGUCCGUCCUAAAUCUCUCCGUGUUUUUUUUUUUUUUUUUUCUAUUUUAUAAUUUCUCUGUUUAUUAUUAUUAUUAUUUUUAAAAAAUAUAGAUAUAAAAUAUUAUAAAUAAAAACCUUCCAGUUUCGACGGUUUCCUGGCUGGAUGCUCCUGUCCGCAUCGGAUCUGGGGUUUCUUCGCUUUCUCUUCAAGGGUCCUGUGCGUUGAUUGGAAAGGGGAAAUUUUGAGAAAUUUGUUGUUCAGUGAUUGAUUGUUGAUGGAAAAGUGCGAGAUUCGUGCUAAACAAGUUGAAUUUAUUUUGUGGAAGAUAUCAUAGUCUUUUAAUUGCUAGUCGAAUUGGAAAGUGUUGUUUACUUGAUAAAGCAAGAUAUAUUUGUGGUCAACUUUCACUUUAGAGGCGGCAAUUCUGGGUUAUGAGUUGACUUCAAAUAUUGAAAAAUCUCGGUGUUCUACGGAUAAAAACUGUGAAUUUUUUAUCUUGGAGCAAGAGGAAGAGGUUAAUAUUCAGAUUUGGUUGAUAUUUCAAACUUUGUAAUGGAUAAAGAGUUUGAAGUUGAUCUUGAAAGUGGGGUGGUGGUUAGUGAUGAAGAUUCAAGCAACACACCCGAUUCAGGUGUUAAAAGACAGGGUAAGACAUUGAUCACCAAGUUAUAUGGUGGUUUUGCUGAUGGCUUAAUUAAGGCUGAUGAUAGGGUGAGUUGUGGUGUUGCAUCUAAUACCCAUGGAGUUUCUCCUCAUAAUGUCAAGGUGCUGGACGGAGAAGUGGUUGUAGAUCAUGUGGAGAAGACAGCAGUGAAGGAGAAACGGAAAAAGUCAAGCAAUAAAAAAGCCUCCAAACCUCCUAGACCUCCCAAGGGUCCAUCAUUGGAUGCAGCUGAUCAAAAGCUAGUCAAGGAAAUUUCUGAGCUUGCUAUGUUGAAGCGUGCUAGGCUUGAGCGAAUGAAAGCAUUGAAGAAAAUGAAAGCUGCAAAGGCAUCUUCCAAUGGCAACAUGUUUGCCAUGGUGUUUACCAUUCUCUUCUGUCUGGUCAUAAUCUUUCAAGGCAUUUCAUCUGGAAGAAAUUCUCCUUUGAAUUUCCAGGGAUCUCCAGCUUCGACAGGAACAACAGAAGGUGGGUUGAUCUCAGUCCAGCUCUAUCCUAAUCCACCUGCAAGUAUCUCUAAUGGACCUGGUUCCGAGUCUCCCAACAUGGUAGAGCAGGUUGCUGGUUCAGAUCCGCCUCAAAAGCUAAGAUCAGCUGGAUAAAAUAUUUAUUAAUUUGUUGAAGAACGAAUCUCAAGUCACCCUUGGAAAGUUAAAAUGCAAGUGCCAGUUUUACUUGCAGUUUUUGCACACGUGAGCUUCUGGAGCUGGAUUUAACCCCUGUAUAUAUUAAUGAGACUUGGGGUUGAGAUUCAGUACCAGUUAAAAUUUUACUAGUGUUGUUUAGGUGAGCCAUUCAUCUUUACGUUUUCAUUCAACUUCAAUAGUUGCUAAUUCGUAGAUUUGUUGGUGUAUUUCAUCCGUAUAAAUUCUUCGAAAAAGAGAUGUUUAUGCUCUAUUUUUGUGGAUGUAUAUAUUUGUGAAUUUUAUAUACAUUAUUUCUUUCUUUUUAA
This is a messenger RNA of Ziziphus jujuba (common jujube), 1753 nucleotides long. RefSeq lists its product as uncharacterized. The transcript has 4 exons. The coding region runs from base 693 to 1403 and encodes 236 amino acids. Lineage: Eukaryota; Viridiplantae; Streptophyta; Magnoliopsida; Rosales; Rhamnaceae. The record is from RefSeq and is a predicted model, not a curated record.